Dentiscutata heterogama is the source of this 308-nucleotide messenger RNA. The record is from the annotation of a GenBank genome assembly. NCBI's taxonomy places the organism in Eukaryota, Fungi, Glomeromycota, Glomeromycetes, Diversisporales, Gigasporaceae.
CUCAUAUUAUACCUACAACAAAAUCAAAGCCAUUUAAAUUAGAAACUGACGUACGAGGGGAGAAAUAUCAACAAUAUUUACGUCAAGAAUUUUCCAAGAUGGAACUACGUGAUAAAGAGAAUCAUAUAUUUCAUGCAAAACCAGCACCUAAAUUUUCAUCAACACAAACUAAAAAGCCGAGUAAACCACCCACAGUACCUGUCAGUUUUGUUUUCCAAACAGAUUCACGUAUUAAAGAACGUAAAGCUUUUGAUCAGCAAAGAAAAUUGCGAGAUCGCAUGAAAGAUUUACUUAAGGAAAAGAAAUAA